Baudoinia panamericana UAMH 10762 is the source of this 1442-nucleotide messenger RNA. RefSeq lists its product as uncharacterized. Lineage: Eukaryota; Fungi; Ascomycota; Dothideomycetes; Mycosphaerellales; Teratosphaeriaceae. The coding region runs from base 105 to 1157 and encodes 350 amino acids. The record is from RefSeq and is a predicted model, not a curated record. The transcript is spliced from 4 exons. Gene Ontology annotation, cellular component: membrane.
UGAACAUUUUGCGCCCACUAAGAAACCAUUGCUAUGUGGCCUAUUUGUGAUCGCGUACUAUAGGCGACCACAGUUUAAGUCGAAUCGCAUUCCGUCGACCUCAGAUGGCUUCGUGGCUCAACCGACAGCGCAAACAGACGCUUCUGGAUUUGUCGCGUGAAGCAGGCCUAGUACAGGACGGCAACCAGUUGAAAGAAGACAUAGUCGACUCCCUUGACGCGUACCUGCGACAGAAUGCGACACAACUGGCGCACAACUCCGCUUUCGAGCAGUACUAUGGCAGUCGGCGUACGCCGUACAAGGCGCGGUCGAGUAGUGCGACCGUCGACAUGACGGCAGACGAUGCUGAGGUGAAGAGUGUCGUCAAGGGACGAGGGAGGCGGGCAACGAAGGUCAAGCAGGAGCUUGACGACGACCAUGAACACAUGCCCCUCGCUGGCUCCAGUAAUCAGCCUAACCAUGUCUCUCCUGUACCGACAAGCACGACCACCAAGCGCACACCAGGCCGUCCACGACGACAAACCCAACAGCUUCCUCCAUCACCGGCCGAUGUUGCGGACCUGGCUGAAUACGAAUCCUCCCAGAUCUUCGCCGGCAUCAACGACGCGAUCAGCGUUUCGGGCAUACCGAGAGCCAUUGACAGUCUGCGCGAGAUCUGCUCGUCGGUCACCGGCAUCCAAACGGCCAUCCAAUUAGUAGAAGCGUACGCACUGCAGACAGCUGUCUUGCCCAAAAUCUACAUCACCGAGAUUACAGCUGUCCGAGGCUUUGGUGCACCGGCGAUACCGAUCUACUUCUCAGACCUGUUCCAGCUUCUGACCGCGAACUUCUGGCUACCAACACUGCUCUAUGCGACCACUUCGAUCUUCAUUCCAGCGACGCUGGCUUACUUCUGCAACCUUACCGUUAAAGAUGUCAAGCGUCACGGGGCCAGAGUCAGCAUUGCGCGAUAUCCAAUCGAUCCGCUUACGUUUAAUGUCGUUAAAGCGCUGCUUACUUGGGUUGUGUACGGGCAGGAUUUCAUGAGUGGAGCUGUGGGCGCAGACAAUGUUCUCACAGUCCGCAAUGCUAUGUUUGGUGGGUACCAGGGUGUGAUCAUUGGUUGCGGUGUUUGUAUUCUUGCAAGUCUGUAUGAGGCUGCUCAACGCAAAGUGUAGGACUACAAAAGACGAUACGGAGCUCGAGGUCACUUGUGAGAAGAUUGAUGUUGUAUGCAGGUACGACUGAUGGCGUAACUAAUGAUUUAUUUCAUGCAUGCUUGACAGGGAGGUUGAGCGCACGGGGCUGUUGGUGUUACGCAGCUGCAGAACGAUUCUGGCAAGCGUGUCUUAGCCUUCGUCUUCUUUGGCUUCGAACUCUGCUCUUACCCUCACUACGCUUCCGACGUAGCCGAAGACGACCCCAUCCGAACACUACAUCCGACCUGCAAUGCUAGUACUAUU